AUGGAGUCCAUCCCGCUCUCGGAGCCGCAGCAACACCAUGGUAGAGAGCGUUUCUCGCCUGUCCCUCUACCGAACGGGCUAGACUUUGCAAGCCUGCAAGGCUACAACUCCUCUACGUCCGGUUUUGCUGGCAGGUCUCUCUCCUCGACCGAUGCAGAGCCACUCGUGGGCGUAGCAUCUUCGCAGCGGACUUCGGAAUCGAAGAUCAAGACGGCGUUGAAGACGCUCAAGCUCAAGGCCUUCUAUUCGCUCUAUCUCCGUUUGCGAGGCAUUCAUCCACAGGAAGAGCGGAAAGUUGCAUUACACAACCAUCGCGGCUACGCUUUCCUCGGCAGCAUGAUCCACUUCCUCCCGGUCGGUGCAUCCCUGGCGCUGGUUUCCAUCAACCUCCGGGAAAUAUACGUUGGGAGCGAGCUGAUCGGGACAUCAGGCCAAGAUGGUCAGAAGCUGGCAGCGCUCCAGUUCGCAGCGAAGCUUCAUGAAUUGCUCAUGAUAUCGUCUUUGACAGCCGUCGUCCUCACCUAUAUUCGAAGGAACAUCCUCUACGGAGACGGCCUGCCUUUUGGAGCUCUCUUUGCCGGACAGCAGUUCCGAGCUCUGAGCUUCUUCUGGUCUACGGAAUUCUGGGCCACCAUUCGGCAACGGGUACUCCGUAACAAGGUCCGGUACAAAAUAUUCAUAGCCUUGUUAGUCGUCGCCACUCUUCUCGGUGUCUCGGUCGGGCCUUCGACCGCACAACUCAUGCGUCCGCAACUUGACGCCUGGCCUGCUGGAGGAACCACUUUCUGGUUGAAUGCCACCCAUGAAACCGUCUUUCCGACUACACUGGAGGCAUCAGAGAAGCUCGAUCACUGUCUUGUUGACACUGGAGAUGUCUCUUGUCCCCAUGGAGGGUGGCAAAUCAUUGACAGAACCUAUUGCUCCUACUUUCCCACCUUAACCCCCGCAGGGGCUCUGCCCCAAUUUCUCUUGAUGGACAGUGCUCGGUCCCAACGCUUCAUGUGGCCAGGAACCCGCAAGGGAUACUCGGACAAGAUCUACCCCCUCUAUGGAUACGCCUAUACCAGAGCGACCAUGCCCAUGUCAUCCAUCGCUGACACUGCAGCCGAGAUUGGGAGAUUGUGGGCCAUUGCCGCCAAGAAUGUGCAGAAAACAAAAAGGUUUUGGAGCCGCAAGGAUGCCAAAUACUCCAUCGAUGCUACACAGCCAGCGGUGGCGACCGUCUGCCAGAUCCAAAGCGUCUCAGGUCAGACCAUAUCACCAUAUGGGUAUGUGAGGUUCCCAAACUUGACGAGCAUGUGGUAUCCCGACGGUCCGCACAACGUGAUGACGGGCCGGGCGAGCUUCAUGCUCAUUGACAUCAAUGACGACGAUCUGGUAUCCACCGUCCUGGGCCGCCUUAAUUCGACAAAAGAGCCCAACAUCUUAUGGCUGGAUGCGAUUGAGGGGCUUGGCAGUACCUUGAAUGCUGUCGCAAUCUUUCCAGACACGGCCUUCACCAACACCAGUCAAAUAUUCUCAUGUAGCUUUGACACCCGAUACUUUCCAGCCACGACAAGCUCCUUGAGGAGUCAAUUGAAAAUAUCCGGCCCCGACGACACCCACGAUUACCUCCUUCAAGGAAUGAUCAAAUCGAAAUACCCGUUGAUUACCAUCUCAACUGGCUGGGCCCAGUACCUCAACCCAACCAUCAACAAUGAGGGAUGGACAGCUUUCGCACAAGUGGCCAAGACGACAGGCUUGUGGAACACGUCGACCGCGCCAGAUCAGGAUUUCGUGGAAGUAAUCGUUGAAGCCAUCCUCACCACAAUGACACUGAACGGAAUAGCUCGCACCGACUACAACAUCUCAAUAGCUGGCAGAGCGAAAGGUAGCAACGUUUCCACUCCAGAGGAUCUACCAGAUGCCUUUCUCAGCGAGCUGCUACCACGCAAGUACUUGGGCGCUGGUGGCAAUGCCUACGAGCUCACCGACGACGAACUGAGGAAUGCGGCACCGUUCGUGUUACGCGUCUUUGCCACCGGAUAUGCCUAUACAUAUCGCAGUACAACCCAGAUCGCAGCCGUGGUCGUCCUCCUCCUGUACUGCAUCUUGGCGAUUUUCCAUUUCUGCUACACGCUCAAGACUGGGGAACAGUCCAAUGCGUGGGAUACAACACCCGAGCUGGUGGCGUUGGCAAUGAACUCGGCUCGCACGCAGAAGCUGAACAAUACUGGCGCCGGAAUCGAUACCAGUAAUGUGUUCAAAGAGAUGGUGAGGGUUGAGGUCAAGGAGGGUGACCGCUUAGAGUUCGUGUUUGAGGAUACCAAAGAAACGACGAGUGAUGCCUUUUACAAGAAUAAUUAUUACGCGUAG
Diplodia corticola is the source of this 2355-nucleotide messenger RNA. RefSeq lists its product as uncharacterized. Bases 1 to 2355 code for a protein of 784 amino acids. The transcript is spliced from 2 exons. The record is from RefSeq and is a predicted model, not a curated record. Lineage: Eukaryota; Fungi; Ascomycota; Dothideomycetes; Botryosphaeriales; Botryosphaeriaceae.